CCUUUGCCUCUUUUUCUCCCUUUAUAUUUGUUGAGAGGCUUGACGUCCAAUUUUUAAUUAGUUUUUUCCUUCUGUCUAAUUUAUCUUUACAUUCAAAAUGCGUGGACAAAUUUUCUUCUCCUACGCGCUGGUCGCUUUUGCUACUACGGCAUACUCUUCUCCACUUGUUGCACGAACAGAUGAGGUGGAGGCAAGAUCGCCAUACGUUGUGGAUGGGAAGGCCUUCAAUGGAGGGAUUGUGGAUGUCGGAAAGGAAUUCGUAGAGCGUCGAAAGUACAUUGUCGCCAGAGCUGGAACAGGCACGGUCUCCAAGGCAUCAGCAACUUCUAAGCCUGGCGUAGCCAAAUCCACUGGAGCUGCAGCACCCAAGGCAACUUCCAAGUCUGGCGCGGCGAAAGCCACGGGAGCGACGCCUCCUAAGGCGACAUCGAAGCCAGGUGCAGCCAAGGCCACCGGAGCUACCGCAUCGAAGGCAUCUGUAUCAAAGGCAGGAGCAACGACGAAGCCUGCUGCCGCGAAGGCAACCACACCUGCUGAUCUACCUGGAUGUCCUGCAGUGGGUGGGGCUAAAGCUUCUGCUUCCAAAUCUGGUGCAGCAAAAGCAACCGGUGCCGCUAGAAGGGCAGACAAACCGCUUGGCUGCGAUCCUACCAAGCUACAAGCAAAGUGAGCAGACACUACUGCUGCUGCUGAUCCUAUUUCUGUUCUCUUGAAUGGACUUCUUGGCGGUGGAGCAGCAGGUACCUCGCCGUCUGGUGCCGCAGGAGGUGGAGAUCUGUUGGCCGGCAUCGUCAACGCAGGCUUGAUUCCAAGGGAUGUCGAGGCAUAGAAUCUUUCUGUAAUUAUUUCUCGUUGACAAGUUUUUAACUCGAAUUAUUUGCUUUGAGCUGCAAAAGACACACGAGCCCACUUAAAU
Molecule: messenger RNA, 916 nt
Organism: Hyaloscypha bicolor E
Lineage: Eukaryota; Fungi; Ascomycota; Leotiomycetes; Helotiales; Hyaloscyphaceae
Exons: 6
Coding region: 98-670 (190 amino acids)
Source: RefSeq, a predicted model, not a curated record